GUGCAGUUUUUUUCGGUUUGGGAUGACAGGAUUGUCGGUUUGACAAGAAACAACAAAAAGCAGACGUCGCCCGAACAAUGUCUUCGAGUGGAAAAGGGAAGAGAGAUAAAUGUCGAAUAGAAGAAGGGACAGUUGAGAGCUUGGCUGAAGUUUUUCGAUGUUUCAUUUGUAUGGAAAAACUGCGGGAUGCCCGCCUGUGUCCUCACUGUUCAAAACUCUGCUGUUUUCCCUGUAUUAGAAGAUGGCUUACAGAGCAGAGGUCACAGUGUCCACAUUGCAGAGCACCCCUCCACUUACACGAGUUGGUGAACUGCCGCUGGGCUGAAGAAGUAACACAGCAGCUUGAUACACUUCAGAAUAUUAUGCCCAGUUCGAAUUCGGACAGCUGUGAUGAUGAAAAGUGUGAUGAACAUGAUGAGAAGCUGGGAGUAUAUUGCUGGACCUGCAAGAAUUGCAUUUGUCAUCAGUGUGCACUGUUCGGGGGCAAGCAUUCAGGCCACACAUUCAAGCCGUUGGACAGUGUGUAUGAUGAGCAUGUGAAAAAAAUAACAGCUGAAAUGGUUCAUCUGAAAAGACGACACAUUGAAAUGAUCAGUGUUUCACAGGAAGUGGAGCGGAACAUUGAAAUGGUUAGAAGUGCCAAGGAUGAGCGAGUGCGAGAAAUACGCAAUGCAGUGGAGAUGAUGAUAGCAAGACUCGAGUCGCAGCUGAAAGGCAAACUUCUCAUGUUGAUGGGCCAGCGUAACCAAAUGACCCAAGAGACGGAGUUGUUGGAGUCUAUCAUCCUGAAGGCCAAUCAAGCGAUGGUUAUGAGCAGCCAGGGCGAUCUGAUCCUCAACAGCAGGAACAUGCUGGAGCUCUUUAAACAAGUCCUACGGCGGCCCAUGUGUUCUUUCGUGUCCGGUCAAGUGCCUGCCGACUUCACAAGUGAAAUCGUGCCCCAGUAUGACAAUAGUGAAUUUGUGAUGAAACACUUCAGUGUGCUUAGACAGCGAGCUGAUCCGGUUUACAGUUCACCUCUCAAUGUGUCUGGCCUCAGUUGGAGACUCAAAGUUUAUCCGGAUGGCAAUGGAGUUGUGAGGGGAAACUAUCUCUCUGUGUUUUUGGAACUCUCGGCUGGUCUUCCAGAAACUUCAAAGUAUGAAUAUAGAGUUGAAAUGGUACAUCAAGCAUCUCAAGAUUCAACCAAAAACAUUGUCCGAGAAUUUGCCUCCGACUUUGAGGUUGGUGAAUGCUGGGGUUAUAAUCGUUUUUUCCGUCUCGAUCUCCUUGCCAAUGAAGGCUACCUGGACACAAAAGGUGACACCCUUGUGCUGCGUUUCCAAGUCCGUCCACCAACUUUCUACCAGAGAAGCAGAGAUCAGCAAUGGUACAUCAGCCAGCUAGAAGCUUCUAAUCGCCAGCAAGUGAAGCAUAUUGAUGAACUUAAACAGAGAUUGGUUUUCGAAAUGUCCAGAAACAGACCAGGCAAGAAAAGUGGACAUGCAGAACACUGUCUGCUGCAAGGUGAUAUGGAUGUGAUAAGCACAAAGAUUGCCGUACAUCGCCCGAAGCCAGCUCAACCAAACAGUGCUGUAGAGAUGGAGAUCAUACGCACCACUGCUGAUGAUGAUGAGUCUAGUAACACAACAGACUCUAAUGAGGAACUUUCUGAAAGUGACAUUGAAGAGCUUGAUGACAUUGAUGAUGAGGCUGAACCAGACGGCAGCCAUGAACCUGUGAUAGAGGGGUUGGAAUGUGAAGCCUGCCAAGAACACGCCACAGAAAAAGGCAAUGAUGAAAACGACAUCGAUGAAGAAACUAUGUCUGUGGACAAUGAUGUAGAAAAUGGACGACAGUGGGAGGAAAAUGACCUUGACAGACUUGGAGCUGUAGGCAGCACAAGUCGUCUCCGGUGGUCCGAGACUGGGGAUACAACUGACUCGAUAUUACUUCAAUUUCUGGAAGACACAAACAGCAAGCUGAACACAUGUUUUGCAACAACACCUGUCCACACACAUUCAGAAACCUCAGACGACGUGGCUGCCUCUCACAGUUGGCUGCACCAAAUUCAAGUUGAGUGGGACUUGGGACUGGAUGACAAGAAGAAGAAGGGCGGUAGUAAAGACAAGUGUUGUUACCUACCCAGCCUGCCCACCGACAUGCUGGAACAGUUCAAGCAGCGCUUCGAAGAGCUGACCGCCUCCACUCACGCCGUGGCUGAAUCGGCCGUCACCAGUGAGACCGAGGCUCGAGCUAUGGUUCAUGGAAAUGGCAGCAAGGGUAAUGAAAAUGUAGUUCCAGUUCAAGAUGGAGCUGCAAAAUCUGACGAAGAAAACAGAACGUCCAAUAAUAAUGAAGAACACAAAGCAGAUCCAGUGUCCUCAACACAAAAUCUUCCAGAGCUGCUUGAACAAUUGCCUUUAGAAGAAAUGUCAAUAGAUGAAAUGCCAUUAAGUAUCUUGUUUACCAAUCCAAGCCGCUCUACGACAAUCGGCAGCAAAUCUACAGGACUUCUAAAAACAGACAGUGUGUUACCGAAAAGUAAUGUUUCUACUGAUUACACAGAGGAAAUCAGUGGUGUCCAGGACAGCAAUAUGACGCUGGAAGAGUAUUCAUUCGAUGAUUUGUCUUUCGCCGAUCUCCCAUCUGUCUGCAGUAACCUAUCCAGUGUGUCUCAGGCGUGCUUAGCCAGGGCUGUCACUACUGAUACCUCGGAAAAGCUUGAUCUACCUGCUUCUGGAGCUGCUGGAGAUUGUGCACUGCACUGGUCCUUCAACUACUUGAAGUCCAAAGUGGACAAACAGGAUCCUCUAGCCAACAUAGAUGACGAUUCUAAACCACAAGAUGCAGAAGAACGGAAACCCGCCUCACAAAAGAACAAGUCGAACGGUGCUGGAGGCCCACUGGUGGAAUUCAGUUCACAGAAUAACAACAGCAAAGACAAACCCAACUCUCCAGAUGAUUCCUCUGUUGUUUGAAGCCUUAUAAUUCGUGUAACCUCGUCAUCCACGACUCGGUAACACAGACAACUCCGUCACACCAGUUGAUUGACAGGGACGAACCAAGUAUUUAUACCGAGUGUGAAAUUGUCUCCUUAGUCAGCCAUGUGAUUCAGCAUUACUCGUUACUUGGUUCUGUUUGAACCCAGAACUUACUUGUCGGUCUUUGGAGGUAGUAUCUACCUGGUCAGAGAUCUUAUUUACUGUACAUAAGAUAGUACGCAUUUAAAUCUUGUUUAUUAACACUGGUAUUUAUUAUUACAAGGCGGAAGGUUGCAGUGAAAUCUGUUUACAAAUCGUUGGUAUCAGGUGUGUGUGUGUAGGGACUUAAAAAAUACUGGAAUCCGGUGCAGGUGUAUGACUUUGCAGGGGAGGAAGGGGUACGACUUUGCAGGGGAGGAAGGGGUACGAGAGGAAGGGGUACGCCUUUGCAGGGAGGAAGGGGUACGACUUUGCAGGGGAGGAAGGGGUACGACUUUGCAGGGGAGCAAGGGGUACGACUUUGCAGGGGAGGAAGGGGUACUUGAAUGUGACGGUCAUCCGUUAAUGUGGGGCGGGAUUUAGCUCAGUCAGUUCAGUGCUCGCCUGAAGUGCUUGUGUCGCAGGAUCAAACCACCUCAGUGGAUUCAUUCAACUGAUUGAGGUUUUUCUCAUUCCAACCAGCGCACCACUA
Gigantopelta aegis is the source of this 3654-nucleotide messenger RNA. Its product is annotated as E3 ubiquitin-protein ligase TRIM37-like. Gene Ontology annotation, cellular component: aggresome; peroxisome. The transcript is spliced from 25 exons. Gene Ontology annotation, biological process: negative regulation of centriole replication; protein autoubiquitination. The record is from RefSeq and is a predicted model, not a curated record. Lineage: Eukaryota; Metazoa; Mollusca; Gastropoda; Neomphalida; Peltospiridae. Bases 78 to 2960 code for a protein of 960 amino acids. Gene Ontology annotation, molecular function: ubiquitin protein ligase binding; zinc ion binding; ubiquitin protein ligase activity.